Molecule: messenger RNA, 2250 nt
Organism: Sycon ciliatum
Lineage: Eukaryota; Metazoa; Porifera; Calcarea; Leucosolenida; Sycettidae
Product: alpha-methylacyl-CoA racemase-like
Exons: 18
Coding region: 108-1250 (380 amino acids)
Biological process (GO): bile acid metabolic process
Cellular component (GO): mitochondrion
Molecular function (GO): alpha-methylacyl-CoA racemase activity
Source: RefSeq, a predicted model, not a curated record
GUUUGGGAGGGCUAAUUUUGAAGUAUUCCCACCCUUCCUACUACUACUAGUAGACAGCUGUUUCUCUUCCUGAUCGUGCUUGGCAAGCUCCAGGAGGUAGCGGUAGAAUGGCGCUGCGUGGAGUCAAGGUGCUGGAGAUGGCGGGGCUCGCCCCAGCGCCGUUUUGUGGGAUGAUUUUGGCUGACUUUGGCGCUACUGUCAUACGUGUAGAUCGUCCACAGGAACACACACUGGAUACAUUGGCAAGAGGUAAACGUUCGAUUGCUGUCAAUCUGAAGGAGAAAUCUGGAGUCGAAGUUGUUCGCCGACUGUGCAAAACCGCAGAUGUCGUUCUCGAGCCGUAUCGUCCUGGUGUAAUGGAGAAGAUGGGCCUGGGACCUGCAGAGCUUAUGCAAGAGAACAAGCGCUUGAUCUAUGCCAGGCUAACCGGCUUUGGUCAGAAAGGUGUCUUUUCCCAAAUGGCUGGUCAUGAUAUCAAUUACUUGUCAAUGUCUGGCAUGCUAUCUAUGCUUGGUCGGCAUGGUGAGAAGCCAACACCACCCAUUAACCUGCUAGCUGACUUUGCCGGUGGUGGUCUGAUGUGUGCCCUGGGUAUUACUAUGGCUUUACUGGAGAGAGCACAGUCAGGCAAGGGACAGGUUAUUGACGCCUCCAUGGUACAAGGGGCAGCAUAUAUCGGCACGUUCCUGAAGACAAGUCAGAACCUUGGUCUCUGGACAGGGGAACGGGGUCAGAAUUUCCUUGAUACUGGAGCUCCAUUCUACGAUACAUUUGUGACGAGCGAUGGCCAGCACAUGGCGGUCGGUGCUAUUGAGGGCCAAUUCUACAAAGAGCUGAUCAAGGGCUUGGAGAUUGAUCCGGAAUCACUGCCUCCUCAAGUCUCAUUGGACGACUGGCCACAGGUCAAGGACACGAUUGCCAAGAAGUUUGCUUCCCGGACACGAGACGAAUGGUGCAAAGUCUUUGAUGGUACUGAUGCAUGUGUAACACCCGUGCUUAGCAUGGAAGAAGCUGCCGAGCAUCCCCACAACAAGGCGCUUGGAACGUACUUCACGGAUGAUGAAGGAGAGUCUAUGCCAGCCCCGGCACCUGUGCUAUCCCGCAGUGCAGCUAAACCAGCUCAUGGUCGACAGCCAAUGGUGGGCGAACACACGGAGGAGGUGUUGACAGAGUCUGGGUUCUCUCGGCGGGAGAUCAGCGAGCUAUCGCAACAGGGUGCUAUUCAUACUAAAGACAUGUCAAAGCUGUAGUCCUGAUCCGCAGUCUCUUCCGGCUGCAGCUCACAGCAGUGAACUUGAUGUGUAUGGCGUAGAAUGACUGGAAGUCCACCCCCACAGUGCAGCUGGUGUGUUGCCGACAACGUCAGCAGACUGAUAGCUGCGCGUGACUGCCUGCUGGGAGCAGCAUGCAGUCAACGUGUGUAUGACUGUGGCGUCCGGAUUGCUGGUGCUGGUGGAGGCAAUGUUAGUGGAAAGAACUGUACUGGGUUGUGGCACAACUUGUGUGCACACUGCAAACGCGUGUUGUUUAAUGUUAGCUACAGUGGACCCGUGCUCAGAGCAUCGACCUACAUGUACUUGGAUAACUGCUUCCAGGUAUCAUCUCUACCAGUAUGCCCAGCAUAUAAAUAGAUCCUUGAGACGAACACCAACAGCAGCAGCACCCUGCACUGGGUUGUUAUGUAUCCUCUCUCUCCCCUGCUAGCUUCCAACCGGUAUAUCCUCAGCUGAGAAACUUUAAGACUCCCAACUUCCCAGUGUGCACACUUACGGACCGAUGAUCAUGAUAAUCGUCCGCAAAGCACCUUCUAGAAUCUGAUGCUCCUCAUCUUGUGGGACUGACGACUCUAUUUUCCGUAUCGUUUUCAGCUUUGAAACUCCCUUUCUGUUCCUUCCAUGUCGGAAACCUAUCGAAUUCACGCCUGGUUUCCUUAAACAAUAGAAUUGUAUUUUAAUAAAAUACAUGUGUCUCAAAUUACCUACCCCACUGAGUUUGUUGAUUGUACAAGUAGAAAAUUAAUAAUGUUAUUUCAGGUUGCAUGCAUUUGAUUAUACGCCCAUUGCCGGAAUGGUCUUCUUCCGUUUCUACAGCUUCGCCUUGCCUAAGCUUCCCAAUAAUAUUUCCCAGUAUUUGAGAUUAUCCGACUUGAACGAUGUAUAGUAACUACAUUGUGGACAGAUUCCAUUUACUUGUUGGUGUCUUGCCGUGUUGUGAGCUGCUGAGCAUGAAUGAGGCACAAGUCUGUACAGA